AUGGUGAAGCCAUCUGAAAACUCUCAACUUUUCAAGGAUAUCCAGCUUAUUGUUGUUCCUGGUGCCUUAACGAAGGUUGCUUCAUAUAGGAAGGCGAUCUGGAGGAAGCAAGGGGCAACUGUUUCCUUCAGACUUUCGCAGGUAAAACCAGAAAAAGACGUUUACAUUAUCUGUGAAACUGAGGAAUAUGAAACGGAACCUGAAAAGGUGCUGGAAAAGCUCAAAGUUGAUAAUGUGAAAUAUCCCAUUGUGAAGUUGGAUUGGCUGACUGAUUCUGUGAGAGCGCAAAAGUUGUUGCCGACCGAGAACUAUGUAUUGAAGGUAGAGCCAAAAUUGCGAGACCAACACACAUCUAUUUCUGCCAAAGAUAUUUUGAAGGGCAAAAAGAGAAACUUUGAAGAAUCUCGUGGUUCAUCGGCUGACCUGACAGAUGAUGAUGAGCCUCAUGAGGAGGAAGGCAUUGAGCAAGGGAAACUUGUGGGGAUUCUUAGGGGAAGUCGUGAUGAAGGUGAAUCGGAUCCCAAUGCUCUUGUGUUGUAUCGCUUGGGGCAGAUGGCAGAUGAGUACAAAGGUUCUGGAAGAUCUGGAGUUUCGAACUUUAAAGCACUCAGUUACCGUCGUGCCAUAAAUUCCAUCAGACAACAUGGCAAGAAAUUAAAAACCUAUGAGGACGCCAUCAAACUGCCCGAUGUUGGAGACGGGAUUGCCAGAAAAAUUGAAGAAAUCAACAGGACUGGCCAAUUGCAUCAGCUAGAUGAGGUCAGAAAUGAUGAACAUUUGAUGGUGGUAAAAACCUUUCUCCAAAUUUAUGGCGUGGGUAUGUCACAGGCUCAAGAAUGGUAUAAUCGGGGUUACCGAGAAACUGCGGAGAUUGAAAAGAAUGAAAAAGAUAAGCUAUCUGGAGUGCAGAGGCUGGGUCUAAAAUACCUUUAUGAUUGGUCACAGCGUAUUCCACGUGCUGAAGUAGCUGAACACGAGGCUUUUAUCAAACAAAUUUCCCGUGACAUUGAUCCUGAUUUUGAGGUAGAUGCCGUUGGAUCUUACGCUCGCGGUGCCGAAAAUAGUGGAGAUGUGGACUUCAUCGUAUGCAAAAAGGACAUUGACGAUAAGGGUAUACUGGGUCAUUUUCUUUAUGACUUAGUAUCACGAUUGCAAGAAAAAGAGUACAUCAAAUGUUCGUUGAUCAACAUUGAAGUGAAAAAUAAGGCUAGAAUCCGGAAGUUUUACGGGGGAGGCCAGCUGAAAGGUCACCAGUUUUGUCGUCGUAUAGAUUUUCUGCUCGUGCCAUGGAGUGAGCGUGGGGCAGCAAGCAUAUACUUUGUUGGAGACGAUCUCUUCAAUAGGACAAUACGCAGUUUGGCUAUGCAGAAGCAUAUGAAACUGAACCACAAAGGACUGUUUAAGGACAAACGUGAUUCUAAAGGCCACUUUGACUACUCUGUUGAAAACAGAAUCGAAGCGGCCGACGAGAAAAGGAUAUUUGAAAUUCUAGGAGUUAACUGGAUUCCUCCGGAGCAGAGAAAUCUUGGAAAGAUAAGUUCUCCUGGAAACGUUAUCAAAGAGAGCGGAAUCAUUGGGUAA
Molecule: messenger RNA, 1581 nt
Organism: Kuraishia capsulata CBS 1993
Lineage: Eukaryota; Fungi; Ascomycota; Pichiomycetes; Pichiales; Pichiaceae
Exons: 1
Coding region: 1-1581 (526 amino acids)
Biological process (GO): double-strand break repair via nonhomologous end joining
Cellular component (GO): nucleus
Molecular function (GO): DNA binding; DNA-directed DNA polymerase activity
Source: RefSeq, a predicted model, not a curated record